UGGAGGAGAACUGGGCUCCAACUUGCGGCGCGGUCGCGGCGGCCGGCACUUCGGGCGACUUCCCUAGAGGCCUUUGAGGUCGCAGUGGAAAAAGUGAAAUCUCGGAGCCGCUCCGUCGAAUGGGACCCGGCCCCGCGCGAAGACGUCGGGAGAGCUACGGCUGAGGAGAACCGCGGAACUUGGGCCGGGUUGCCUGAGCAGCUCGGACCUCGGAGUCUCCUUUCAGCUCCGUCGUGUUUCUCCCCCGGGAGGAAGGGAGAGCCGAGCCGGACCACACGGAUCAGCGCUUACCCAGGAGCCGACCCAGCUGUGAACUAGGAGAGCUUUAUAUUCUUUGCAAGUGAGAACUUACCUUCGGGAGACGUAAAUAAAGUAGGAUAUUUAACGAAGUACAGCAGUUUGACAGAAGGUAUGAGUGGAGAGUAUAGAGGCAGAGGAUUUGGACACGGAAGAUUUCAAAGCUGGAAAAGAAGAAGAGGUGGUGGAAACUGUUCAGGAAAGUGGAGAGAAAGAGAAUGCAGACCUGACCUAAGUAAAACCACAGGGAAACGUACUUCUGAACAAACCCCACAGUCUUUGCUACUACAGUCAACAUUGGAUCAGUUCAUACCAUAUAAAGGCUGGAAGUUUUAUUUCUCUGAAGUUUACAGCGAUAGCUCUCCUUUUAUUGAGAAGAUUCAAGCAUUUGAAAAUUUUUUCACAAGGCGCAUUGAUUUAUAUGAUAAGGAUGAAAUAGAAAGAAAGGGAAGUAUUUUGGUGGAUUUUAAGGAGCUGACAAAAGAUGACGAAAUCACUAACUUGAUACCAAAUAUAGCAAAUGAACUAAGGGAUACGCCUGAGAAAACCUUGGCUUGCAUGGGUCUGGCAAUACAUCAGAUAUUAACUAAGGACCUUGAAAGGCAUGCAGCUGAAUUACAAGCCCAAGAAGGAUUACCCAGUGAUGGGGAAACAAUGGUAAAUGUGCCACAUGUUCACGCAAGAGUGUACAACUAUGAGCCCUUAACACAGCUCAAGAAUGUCCGAGCAAAUUACUAUGGAAAAUACGUUGCUCUACGAGGGACAGUGAUUCGAGUCAGUAAUAUAAAGCCCCUUUGCACCAAGAUGGCUUUUCUGUGUGCUGCAUGUGGGGAAAUUCAGAGUUGUUCUCUUACAGAUGGAAAAUAUAAUCCUCCCACAAAGUGUCCUGUGCCUGCAUGUCGAGGGAAGUCAUUUACUGCUCUGCGUAGCUCUCCUCUCACAGUUACCGUGGACUGGCAGUCGAUCAAAAUCCAGGAGCUAAUGUCUGAUGAUCACCGAGAAGCAGGUCGGAUUCCCCGAACAAUAGAAUGUGAGCUUGUUCACGAUCUUGUGGAUAGCUGUGUCCCAGGAGACACAGUGACUAUUACGGGAAUUGUCAAAGUCUCCAAUGCUGAAGAAGGCUCUCGAAAUAAGAAUGACAAAUGCAUGUUCCUUCUGUACAUUGAAGCAAAUUCUGUUAGCAAUAGCAAAGGGCAGAAAACAAAGACUUCAGAGAGUGGGUCUAAGCAUGGAACAUUGAUGGAGUUCUCACUUAAAGACCUUUAUGCCAUCCAAGAGAUUCAAGCUGAAGAAAAUCUGUUUAAGCUCAUUGUCAACUCGCUUUGCCCUGUCAUUUUUGGUCAUGAACUUGUCAAAGCAGGUUUGACAUUAGCACUCUUCGGAGGAAGCCAGAAAUAUGCAGAUGACAAAAACAGAAUGCCAAUUCGAGGAGACCCACACAUCCUUGUUGUUGGAGAUCCGGGCUUGGGAAAGAGUCAGAUGCUACAAGCAGCGUGCAACGUUGCUCCACGUGGCGUAUAUGUUUGUGGUAACACCACUACCACCUCUGGUCUGACUGUGACUCUUUCAAAAGACAGUUCCUCUGGAGAUUUUACUUUGGAAGCUGGUGCCCUGGUACUUGGUGAUCAAGGUAUCUGUGGAAUAGAUGAAUUUGAUAAGAUGGGGAAUCAACAUCAAGCCUUGUUAGAAGCCAUGGAACAGCAAAGUAUUAGCCUUGCCAAGGCUGGAGUGGUUUGUAGCCUCCCUGCAAGAACUUCCAUUAUUGCUGCUGCAAACCCAGUUGGAGGACAUUACAAUAAAGCUAAAACAGUUUCUGAGAAUUUAAAAAUGGGGAGUGCCCUGUUAUCCAGAUUUGACUUGGUCUUUAUUCUGUUAGACACUCCCAAUGAGGAUCAUGAUCACUUACUCUCUGAACAUGUGAUUGCAAUAAGAGCUGGAAAGCAGAGAGCUGUCAGCAGUGCCACAGUAGCUCGUUAUAGUCAAGAUUCAAAUACUUCUGUACUUGACGUGGUUUCUGAUAAACCUUUAUCAGAAAGACUAAAGGUGGCUCCUGGAGAAACAACAGAUCCCAUUCCCCACCAGCUAUUGAGAAAAUACAUUGGCUAUGCCCGGCAGUAUGUCUAUCCAAGGUUAUCCACAGAUGCUGCUCAAGUUCUUCAGGAUUUUUACCUGGAGCUCCGGAAACAGAGCCAGCGGUUAAACAGCUCACCGAUAACUACUAGGCAGCUAGAAUCUCUGAUUCGUCUAACAGAGGCACGAGCAAGGUUGGAAUUGAGAGAGCAAGCAACUAAAGAAGAUGCUGAGGAUAUAGUUGAAAUUAUGAAAUAUAGCAUGCUAGGAACUUAUUCUGAUGAAUUUGGGAACCUAGAUUUUGAGCGCUCACAGCACGGUUCUGGAAUGAGCAACAGGUCAACAGCAAAAAGAUUUAUUUCUGCUCUCAACAACAUUGCUGAAAGAACUUACAAUAAUUUAUUUCAAUUUCAUCAACUUCGACAGAUUGCCAAAGAGCUAAACAUUCAGGUUGUUGACUUUGAAAACUUUGUUGGAUCACUAAACGACCAGGGUUACCUCUUGAAAAAAGGCCCGAAGGUUUACCAGCUUCAGACUACAUAAAAGGAUUUUACCAGAUGGGAACCCAGAAUGUAAGCAACUUGUCUAAGAACUUAGAAAAAGAACAAAAGAGAGAAGAGUUUCCACUAAGAAGAUGGAGGCAUUCCUCCCCCCUCCCCCGCUUCUCGGAAAUUACCCAAAGGCAACAAGGAGACUGAGGAACAAACACAGAUAGCUGAUCUUCUUAUGUGGACUAGGAAACAGCAGAAGCCUUAACCCAUGUUAGGAACAGCUAGCUGCCAAAAGCUGUCAGGAUGGCACAGGCAGCCUUGCCUGAGGGAGGAAGCAGAGAUGAUGCUUGUGGCCGAAGAUCUCAGAAGGAAACAACAAAGUAUAUCUCUCAAAAUGUACUUUGCACACCUAUUGAAGCAAAAACUAAAAUCUCAUGCUUCCAAUAGUAUGAAUAUGGUAUACAGGUUCUCUGAACUUUGAGUUCAAGAAGUAAAGGAGGAAAGGUUAAAUGAGAAGUCACACAGAUAAACCACCUAAAAGGAAAAAAAAAAAAAACUCAGGCUGGCGGCAGAAUUCUCCAGCAACAUGCAUCACUAAAACAAUGGAGCAAUGCCUAUAAAAUUUUUAAAGGAAGAAUUUUAUGCCCCGGGUAUUUCAGUCAGGUUUCUUAGUUGCAAAUCAGGAGUCAACAAACUUUUUUCCUGUAAUGGACCAAACAGUAAAUAUUUUAGGCUUUGUGGGCCAGAUGGCCUCUGUCACAGCUAAAUUCUGCCAUUUUACAGCUCCACUUAAGCUGGGAAAGGAUUUCUGCUCAGAAGGCACAACUUCAAGCAUACAUUGUGUGGAUUAGCCAAACAGUCAGGCUUUAUAUGAGAUAAGAUUGGAGGAUUGGCGAAAUCAAUUAGAUCAUGCCACACCUAUGCUUAUCUUACUCAGAAUAAAAGCAAAAAUACUCAAAAUGGCUUACAAUGCUGCUUGUUCAUACUCUGACCUUAACUCUUACUGCUCUCCUUCCCCUCACUCUGCUUCAGUCCCACCGGUUUCCUUACUAGGCCUUGAACAUGCCAAGCACACUUGUACCUCCAGGCCUUUGCACAUGCUGUCCCUUCUGUCUGCUAUGGUCUUACACCAGGGAGCCACAUGUCAGCUCCUUUGGGUCAUUACUCAAAUGUCACCUUGUUGAGGUCUUCCCUGGACGUUAUGUUUAAAACUGCACUCCUGAUGCUGUCUUUCUUCCCUGUUUGGUUUCCAUAGCAGUCAACAAAUCUAACAUACGUAGUUUAUUCAUCUUGUUCAUGUCUGUUUUCUCAUUCCCACUACAAUAUAAGCUCCUUGGGGACAGAAAUAUUAUACUUUUUUUUUUACUGUUAAAUUCCCUUUUCCUGUAACAGUGCCUGACAUGUGACAGGUACUCAGCAAGUAUUUGUUGAAUGAAAGGCAGUUUGGGGAAGAGGCAUGUGAGUGAACUUUUCAGAAUAUGCUGUGUGAGAAUAUCUGUGUCAGUGUGAAUGCUUACCAAAAGGAGCUUCACAAUUAAAUGGAUGUGACCUUUUCCACGGAUGUCAGCCAGCCUUUCUCCAGCCACUCCAGCCCUUGCUCACUGAGUUCAUGAACAAAGUGACCGUGGGGGCAAGGGUGGUUGUUAUGCAUGUGCUCAAGAACACAAACUUUCCUCACCAAGGCUGACUUAGACGCUUGCCAUUGCUGAGUAUCUAGCUUGCCUUGCCAGCAGAGCAAUCCAUCCUGAGACAACACAGCACCAUACUUAAGGAAGACCAGCUUGCCACUUGGUGGCAGAUCAAUUACAUUGGGCUUUGAGGGGGCAGCAGUUUGUUCUCACUGGAAUAGAUGCUUAUUUUGGAUAUGUAUUUGUUUCCCUUUCUGCCUUUGCUUCUUUCAGCAAUGCCAUCUGUGAACUUACUGACCUUAUUUACCAUCAUGAUAUCCCACAUAUUACUUUUGACCAAGGAAGUCAUUGUAUAACCAAAGAAGUAAAGCAGUGUGUUGAAGUUCAUGUGCUACUGUUUUACCACGUACCCCAUCAUCUAGAUGCAUCUGGCCAUAUGGAACACUGCCAUGGACUAUUGAACAGUCAGUUAUGGUGUCAGCUAGAUAAUACCUUGCAUGUCUGUUUGACUGUCCUACAGGAUGUAUUCUCUGAACCAGUGACCAUUUAUCUGGUACUGUUUCUUCCCUAAUAAGAACACAUGAGUCCAGUAGCCAAGGUGUGAGAGAAACGUGUCAUUGUUACUCGUAAUGGCCCAUUCAUUAAAUUUUUGCUUUGUAUCGCUAUACAUUUGGGUUUUACUGAUUAAAGGUCUUAGUAUCCAAAGAAGCAAUGGUUCCUUUCAGCUGGAGGUUGAGGCUGCUACCUAAACAUUUUGGACUCUUACGCCUAUGAACUAGAAAACAAAAAGCAUUCCUGGCUUGGUCAGUGGGUUCGCUCCUAAUCAUGAGGGGGAAACUGGGUCACUGCUAUAAAUAGAGGCAUUAAGGAACAUUUCUAGAAUCUAAGGAAUCCUCUAAUAUAUAGAUCCAGUGGGAAAAGGUAAUGAAAGACUAUAGGCAGGACCAUGAAGGGCUUAGACACUUAAGGAAUGAAGCUUUGAGUUACCCUGCAGGUAAAGAAUCCAGGUCAGCUGAGAUGCUGACUGAGCAAAAAAGCAAUAAGGAAUAGGAAACAGAAGAAGAUAACUCUAAUAACUAGGACAUCAUGACCAGUUACAGAAGCAAAGCCUGUAUUUAUACAUUAACCAAUUUGCCUCCC
Molecule: messenger RNA, 5626 nt
Organism: Trichechus manatus latirostris (Florida manatee)
Lineage: Eukaryota; Metazoa; Chordata; Mammalia; Sirenia; Trichechidae
Gene: MCM8
Product: minichromosome maintenance 8 homologous recombination repair factor
Exons: 20
Coding region: 412-2910 (832 amino acids)
Biological process (GO): double-strand break repair via homologous recombination
Cellular component (GO): MCM complex; nucleus
Molecular function (GO): single-stranded DNA binding; single-stranded DNA helicase activity; ATP binding
Source: RefSeq, a predicted model, not a curated record